This is a messenger RNA of Brenthis ino (lesser marbled fritillary), 417 nucleotides long. Lineage: Eukaryota; Metazoa; Arthropoda; Insecta; Lepidoptera; Nymphalidae. The record is from the annotation of a GenBank genome assembly.
AUGUAUAGACUAAUAGCGCUAUGCACUUUACUAUCGGCCAGUAAUGCAUUAUUUCAUCAUCAUCACCAUGCUGUAUCACAUCAGGAAGUGAUCAAACACGAUGGACCUCACCAUCCAGUACAUAUACAUCAUCCGGUACCUGUUCAUCAUGUGCCCAUCUUGCAUCAUGUACCAGUAGCACCAAUCCAUCAUGUUCCUCACCAUGUGCCACACCAUAUACCGCACCAUGUUCCACAUCAUGAUCAUUAUUCAUUCCCAGAAUACAAGUUCGCGUAUUCGGUUCGCGACCAUCACACUGGUGACGUGAAGUCGCAGCACGAACACCGCCACGGUGAUGUCGUCCACGGGGGAUACGAGCUGGUCGAGCCAGACGGUCGUUACAGAAAAGUGGAAUACAAGGCGGAUGAUCACACUGGG